Molecule: messenger RNA, 2322 nt
Organism: Acanthamoeba castellanii str. Neff
Lineage: Eukaryota; Discosea; Longamoebia; Acanthamoebidae
Exons: 9
Coding region: 1-2322 (773 amino acids)
Source: RefSeq, a predicted model, not a curated record
AUGGAGAACGUGGUCGCCACUGCUCCUCUUCCUCUCUACGGCUAUCUGCAGAAGAAGGGCGAGAAAGGUCUGGUGCGCAGCUACAAGAAGCGAUGGUUCGAACAGAACGGCUCCAAGAUCUUCUACUUCCAUGAGAGGGGCGAGAAGAACGCGCUGGGGUUCAUCGAUUGUAUUGAGAUCAGCACUGUCAGGCGGACUGAUGAGAACGGCCUCGCCAGUCCUGGCGGCAGGCCGUCGGUGCGCCGCGAUGCCUCCGUUCCGUUCGAAAUCAUCACGCCCAAGCGCAUCUACGAGUUCAUCGCCUCCACCGAAAAGGACUGCAAUUAUUGGGUGAAUGGCCUCAAUCAGUAUCUCCAGUACCAGGAGGCCAUGCUCGACACCCAGGGCAUGAUGGCGGCCCACGACCAACAGGUCACGUCGCUGCAAGAAAAGUUGGAAGACAUCAAGAAACGACACACGCUGCAGUCCAUCCAAUGGGCGGAGCGAGACAAGGAGCUGGAGAAGGAGCUGGCCGCCCUGCAGGAGCGGUUGAAGAAGCAAGAGGCCGAUGCGCAAGCCAAGCAGUCCGAGCUGGACCAGAAGACGGCCGAGAGCCUCGAGCGCCUGCGCGAACUCAACAGGGCCAAGAAGGACCUCGAGUCCGAGAAGAAGCAGAGAGAGGAGAGCGAAAACGAAGCCAAAAAGAACGAAGAGGCGUCCAGGCUCGCGCUGAGCCGCGCCGAGGAGCGGCUGCUCGACAAGGUUGCCGAGCGCGAGCGCGAGAUCGACGAGUUGCGGAGCCGGCUGGCCAAGAAGGACGCCGACAUGCUCGACUACGUCAAGAGCCAGCAGACCACCAGCACCAGCACCGACGAGCGCGACCACCUGCGGGAGAUGUUCGAGAGCGAGAUCGAGGAGCGCAGGCGCGAGACCGAGCGCACCAAGGCCCAGUACGAGGAGAAGCUGGCCGAGCUGGCCCAGGCCAAGGACGACGAGGCCCGGCGGCAGGUCGACGAGCUCGAGCGCGCCCACUCCGCCGCGCUGCGCCGGGUCGCCGACGAAGCCGAGCGCAAGGCCGAGGCGAGCGAAGAGGCGUGGCAGCUCAGGGCCAAGGAAUUCGAGGCACGCACGGAUGAACUGCGCCGGCGGGUGGCCGACAAGAAGUCCAAGAUCAAGCAGCGCAACGGGUGGCUGCGCGAGCUCGAAGCCCAGGCCAAGCAGGGCGCCAACGACGAGGCGGCCCAGCGCGCGCAGAAGCUCGACAUCGAGGGCCGCGACGUAGAGCGCCAGCUGCGCGACCGGGAGCAGGAGCUGCAGGACCGCGAGCGCGAGCUGGGCGAGGUGCGGGCCAAGCUCGCCGUGGCCACGAAGCAGAAGAAGGCCCUCAAGACCGAGGUCCAGGGCAAGCUCAACGAAAUGGAGAAGGUCCUGCUCAAGAAGUCGCAGGAGAUGCACUCCAUGCGCGACGCCCUGCAGGACCAGAAGAAGCGCAAGGAGGAGGAGGAGGCGGGCGCCGAGCUGGCGCGGCUGGGCGAGGAGGUGCGACAGAGCGCGGCGGCGCUCGAGGCCAAGGACGAGCGGGUGCGACAGCUCGAGCGGGUGAACGAGGAGCUCGAGGCCCGGGUGAAGACCCUGCAGGCCGGCCUGGACGAGCGCGAGCGGGAGGUGGAGGCCCUGAAGCGGGAGAAGGAAGAGCUGCAGGUGCCCAAGGGCGAGUCGAAGAGCGCCAAGAAGCUGCGCGAGGAGCUCGAGGCUGCGCUGUCGCGGGCCAAGGCCAAGGCCCAGUCCAAGGACGACAUGCUGCGCGCGCUCAGCCAAAAGCUGGUCGAGAUCGAGGCCGACCUCGAGCAGCGCCUGCGCGCCAAGGACGAGGCCAUCGAGCAGCUCCACAUUCGCCUCGCCGACUCCACCGAACAGAAGAACGCCCUCGCCGACCGAUUCGAGGAAUUGCUCAAGUCUUCGCAACAUGGCUCGCGGGACGAGGCGGAGCGCAAGCGCAAGCAGGAGGACGAGGUGAACGAGCUGAAGCUGGCGCUGCGGCUCAAGGACGAAGAGAUCCACAUGCUGACGGACCUCGGCGGCGGCUCCGGAGGCCGGGGCAAGGGCAAGGUCCCGGGCCACCACAGCGACGGGGAGGUGGAGAACGCCAUCCUGCACGAGAAAAUGGAAGAGCUGCGCCAAGAGCUCUUCUACUCGCUCGCCGUCGGCAUCAAACUCAACCUCUCCAUGCAGGGCAUUCAAUGCACCCAGAGUAUCACGACCUUGUACGACGACGCCAUGAGGGACAUGAUCCCGACCAGCGCGUGGAAUAGCUGGAUCUUCAACAGGUUGAGCAGAGUGUGA